CAGAAUCUAGUUUUCUCCUGAGCUGAAAGAGGUGGGGAAACUUCGCGUGAAUUCUUCCCUCCCUUCUUCUCCUCUAAAGCUGCAGACCUAGGUCUGUGCUUUGGUAAAAUAAAUACAAGGCUAAUUUAUUUAUUUUUAAAUCUGGAGGUAGCUAUUUAUAUAUUUAUUUUUUUAAAAGUCCAUAGUUUGUUUUAACUCGGAUUAUCUGAAGACUCUCCGGCCGCCUGUAUUUUUCCUAGGAUAAUAAAGAUGAUUGAUACGCUUGCAACAAGUGGGACUCAGGAGUUACUAGUGCAGCUCAGUGCAUUGCUUGAACAGGAAUUACAAAGUCAGCCAAAGCUCUCUGGCUUGCGAAUAAUUGAAUCGGCUCAUGAUAAUAGGUUCCAGAUGACAGCAAGGUUGCGGGAUUUUGAAGUGAAAGACCUGCUUAGUUUGAUUCAAUUCUUCAGCUUUCGCACAGAGACGUUUUCUCUUGCCGUGAAUUUAUUAGAUCGUUUUUUAUCAAAAAUGAAGGUGGAAUCAAAAUGCUUGGGCUGUGUUGGCUUAAGUUGCUUUUACUUGGCUGUGAAAGUCAUGGAAGAAGAGAGUAAUAUUCCAUUAGCUACGGACUUAAUCCGAAUAAGUCAGUAUCGGUUUACUGUUAGUGACCUAAUGAGAAUGGAGGGAAUUAUUUUAAAGAAGCUACAUAGAAAAGUAAAAGCAACAACUGCCUUCCAGUUUCUGCAACUGUAUUGUUCAAUUCUGGGUGAAAGCAUCAACUGUGAAAGGAAAGAUAAUCUUAAAUUAGAUAGACUUGAAGCCCAACUAAAGGCCUGCCACUGCAGACUUAUUCUUUCAAAAGCAAAGCCUUCAGUAUUGGCACUUUCAAUAAUGGCUCUAGAAGCUGAAGAGGAGAAAGUACCAGAAUUGGUUGAAAUAAUACAAUGUCUCCGAAUACAUUCCAAGAUAAAUAGCAGUGAAUUUUCCUUUUGGAAAGAACUUGUAUCAAAGUGCCUCUCAGAAUAUUCGUCAAGCAAAUGUUCUAAGCCAAAUGGACAAAAGCUAAAAUGGAUUGUGUCUGGCCGCACAGCCCGGCAACUGAAACCCAGUUAUUACAGAAUUGCCCAUCUUCCCACAAUCCCAGAAACUAGUCCCUAAAAGUGGUAAUCCUGAAGAAGAGUAGAUGGGACAUUGUCUGGCAACAUAUGUUCAAUCAACAAGGAUAAAAGCUUUUCACUGCUGAAACAGAAUUUCUUGGAUUCUUCUGACCUAUGGAAAGUCUGAUUUCAUGAAUAUUAAACUGCAACCACAUUUUUUAAACUCUGAACUGUACAACAAUACAGCGUGUUGCCACAAGACUCUUCUUAAUCUUCUCAAGGUUCUUAAUAAAACUGAAGACUUUUUUUUUAUAAAACAGUGUUUGGGGCUAAAAUACAAACAAGCCAGCUGCUUUUGUUUUAAUCUGCCCUCUGGAAAUGUGAAAAUGUGAGUCAUCAUAGAGCUUGAUCCUUAAUAAUUCUGCACUUCUGAACUAAAUGGUGGUAGAAAAUGAAUAUGAAAAUGAACAUAACCAUGUUCUAAACUAGUAAAAUAGAUAUGCAUGUAUUUUCUAGUGAGAGUAGGAACAUUACUAAGGGAAAGAAAGUUGCUACAUCUGAUACAUGGUAAUGGUAAUAAUGAUUGAGAAACUCUAACAUAAAAUUCGAAAUUAAUCCAAAAUUAGAUAAUUCCUUUAAAUCAGAAGUGGGGAACGCAUGACUGCCUUGGGAAUUCUGGGAGUUUAAGCCCACAAAUCAUAAAAGAGUCAAGGUUCCCCACCUCUGCUUUAAAUCUUGAUUCACAUUAGAAGUUGGGAACUGAAUUAAAAAUAUGUUGGUCCUAGAUCAUACUGAGUUCAAGAGCUGAAUUUAGAGAUCUGUAUUUACAGUGCAUUAACAUAAAGAAUACAUUUUUAGCAAGCAUUAUUACAGUUCAGAUUGUAGCCAAGUAUAUUUGAAAGAAGUUGGAAAGUCACUGUAGAAAUUAAAGCUGUUUAAAGAAUGCAAGUCAGGCACCAGCUGAGAAUGUGGGCAAUGUCUAAAAAUAGAAUUAACAUUUUGAAUUUCUCCCAGAGUGUUUUACCUCAAUCUUUAGUUCUGCUUGCAUGUACCAAAAUUGGUGGGGCAAAUUAAGCAUGAUUUGACACAUCUGCAUUUCACUUCAAACACAAGCUAAUUUUACUACACUUACCUGAUUUGGAUUAAACUUUUUUAUGUGUUGCUAUUAGAAGCAUAAAAAGUUAUAUGUUUAUAUUAAGCAUAUAUUUUGGGGAAUGUGUCUGUGGUUUUGGAUUACUAUCAAGCUUUCAGUAAAACAUUGUGUUAAAUAAUUUCAAAGCAUAGAAUUUAGUGUUAUGCUACUUUAAACAGUUUUAAUUAUCUUUUUCAACUUGAGAAUGUAUUCUACCAUACCAUAGUGUGUACUGCUUUGUUCAGCCCAAAGUUGGGCUGAGUGAAUUUUACUAGAGUGAAUUUUACUAGAAAGAACUUUGGGAGCUGAUGCUAAAAGCUAGGCAGGGUUAAACUACUAUUUUGCUCAUUCAAUUUAUAAUUAUCAGUUGAUUCAAAUGAAUAAUUGAGGUGGCUACACCAACACACGUUAUGCAUUGUGAUUUAAAAGCCUAAGGAAGCAACAGUUGCUACCCAGCAGUGAUCUAUUAAAUCAACUGUCAACAUGUUCAGUAGCUUUUGUACUUUGGUUCUUUUUAAAUCACUUCGCAAUAAUGUCUGUUUAUAGUUGUACUGUGUUCAAUUUAGUAUUCUACCUGUUUUACUGGUUGUUUAAAUUGC
Thamnophis elegans (Western terrestrial garter snake) is the source of this 2807-nucleotide messenger RNA. RefSeq names its product cyclin G1 (gene CCNG1). The transcript is spliced from 7 exons. Gene Ontology annotation, molecular function: cyclin-dependent protein serine/threonine kinase regulator activity. Bases 250 to 1137 code for a protein of 295 amino acids. Gene Ontology annotation, cellular component: cytoplasm; nucleus; cyclin-dependent protein kinase holoenzyme complex. The record is from RefSeq and is a predicted model, not a curated record. Lineage: Eukaryota; Metazoa; Chordata; Lepidosauria; Squamata; Natricidae. Gene Ontology annotation, biological process: mitotic cell cycle phase transition; regulation of cyclin-dependent protein serine/threonine kinase activity.